UCAGCCGACGUCACCCGGACUCCGCAUCUGCUGCAGUCGCUGCGGGGAGGAGGCGGCGGCGCGAGCGCGGCAGAGAUGGCGUCGGCUACUGACUCCCGCUAUGGGCAGAAGGAAUCCUCGGACCAGAACUUCGAUUACAUGUUCAAGAUCCUGAUCAUCGGCAACAGCAGCGUGGGCAAAACCUCCUUCCUGUUCCGCUAUGCCGACGACUCCUUCACGCCCGCCUUCGUCAGCACCGUCGGCAUCGACUUCAAGGUCAAGACCAUCUACAGGAACGACAAACGCAUCAAGCUGCAGAUCUGGGACACGGCGGGGCAGGAGCGGUACCGCACCAUCACCACCGCCUACUACCGCGGGGCCAUGGGCUUCAUCCUCAUGUACGACAUCACCAACGAGGAGUCCUUCAAUGCUGUGCAGGACUGGUCCACCCAGAUCAAGACCUACUCGUGGGACAACGCCCAGGUGCUGCUGGUGGGGAACAAGUGUGACAUGGAGGACGAGCGUGUGGUCUCCUCGGAGAAGGGGCGCCAGCUCGCCGAGCACCUGGGGUUUGAGUUUUUCGAGGCCAGCGCCAAGGACAACAUCAACGUGAAGCAGACCUUCGAGAGGCUGGUGGACAUCAUCUGCGAGAAGAUGUCGGAGUCGCUGGACACGGCCGACCCCGCGGUCACCGGCGCCAAGCAGGGCCCCCAGCUCACGGACCAGCAGGCCCCCCCCCACCAGGACUGUGCCUGCUAGGGGCCAGCCCCCCCAAAAUCCCCCCAAAAACCGGUCAGUGCACCCCAACCCCCCCCCCGAGCUCCUCCUCUUGGGGGUCCCGCGGGGGCUUUUGCUGCUGAUACCUCCGAAAGGGCUGCGGCCCCUCUAGGAGCCCCCACCCCAAUUCAUUAGGCUAUGCCCCCCACCCCUUAAUUUAUUUUUAAGCCUGGGCUGGUAGAAAACUUCCCCCCUCAUUCUGCUUUUAAUCACUGUCAAGAAACCGUCACCCCCAGCCCCAUUUCCCCUGGUGGAACCCACCCCUGUCCUGGCACCCCUUGCCCUGGGGACCCCCCUGUCCUGGGACCCUCUCCCCUUUUUCCUGCUCUGGGACCCCCCUGUCCUGGGACCCCCUGUCCUGGAGACCCCUCCCUGCCCUUUGCCUUGCCCUGGGACCCCCUGCUCUGGGGAUUCCCCUGCCCUGAGACCCCUUCUGCUCUGGAACCCCCUGUCCUGGUAGCCCCUGCUCAUUUUCCUGUCCUGGGACCCCCUGCCCUGGCACCUUCUGUCCUGGAGACCACCCUGCCCUUUUCCCUGCCCUGGAACCCCCUGUCCUGGGGAUCCCCCUGCCCUGGGACCCCCCUUCCCAGCGUGUGGGUGCUGUGACAGGACCCCCAAAUCGCCCUCCCCAAAUCCAUCCCACCCCUUUUACCCCGAGAGCUCCUGGUGCAGGGGGCUCUUUGUGCCCGGCUCCCCUGCCCCUCCAGCUGGAUGGAUAUUUCCUGACUCUUGUUUAUUUGUAUAAAUAGAUGCUAAUUUAUGCUCCCGC
This is a messenger RNA of Agelaius phoeniceus (red-winged blackbird), 1525 nucleotides long. RefSeq names its product RAB3A, member RAS oncogene family (gene RAB3A). The record is from RefSeq and is a predicted model, not a curated record. Lineage: Eukaryota; Metazoa; Chordata; Aves; Passeriformes; Icteridae. Gene Ontology annotation, molecular function: GTP binding; GTPase activity.